Ilex paraguariensis (yerba mate) is the source of this 2596-nucleotide messenger RNA. The record is from the annotation of a GenBank genome assembly. NCBI's taxonomy places the organism in Eukaryota, Viridiplantae, Streptophyta, Magnoliopsida, Aquifoliales, Aquifoliaceae.
AGAAAAGUGAGUGCGAGUGUUUUGCUUCCGCCAUAACUGAUAAAGUGAGCGAGGAACCAUAAAGCGCUUCACAGGCUGAAGAGAGAGAGAGAUGGAUACGGAAAAAGUGACGCCGUUAUCAUUGUCGUCAUCGUUGCUAUACGCUGGAGAGAGGGAUGGAGAGAGAGGCGCCGGAGGGAAGUUGAGGAAACCGCCGACUAAGAAGCCUCCGGCUACUCCUUACGACCGUCCUCCGUCAAAUCAGUCCGCCGCCCAACGCAGCAAUGGUAGUUGGUUUUCGAAGCUCGUUGAUCCCGCUUACCGGCUGAUAUCGGAUGGCGCCACCAAGAUCUUACCCUCUUUCUUCUCCAAAUCACAGUCCACCGCCGAUCUUCCUCUUUCCAACUCCGGUGAUGACGUUCCACAGGGCACUAAGUUGAUACCAAAUGCCAGUGACAAUGACAAAACCGCUUUAAAUCUUGCAAUAGUUAGAUCCCCUGGAGAAGCAGGUCCUAGCAAAGUUGCUGAUAGAUUCAAGGGCAAUGCAGAAUGUAAUAAGCUGGAACAAGAUAAAACAAGUAACCUGUCUGAUGAUUGUGAAUUUUCUAAAAUUGAGCAGCUGGUGAAAGGGAAUAGAUUUUCAAGGGAUGACAUCAACCGUUUGACAGACAUAUUAAAUUCUCGGGUUGUUGGUCUUUCUGAUGUUGAGCGGGAAAAGCAGCCACCAAGAAUGACCUCUGGUGAAGAAGCUGAAGGGGUUUUAUUGGCCUGUGAAAAUUCAAGAACACCAAUUGAAGGAAAACAGAAAGAGACAGACAGAGCUUUAUUGGGAACCUCAACAACCCUUCUCCAAUCAAAUGUGCGUGUUGAAGUUGGUGCUUCACCAGUUGAUAUUGCUAGAGCUUAUAUGGGAAGUCGGACAUCAGAUAUAGGCCUUGGUUCAUAUACUGCUAUAUCUGAAAAUGAAAGAGUUCUACAACGGCACGAUGAAUAUGCAAUAAAGCCAUUUAUUCCAUCGUCUUCACAUAAGUCAUCCACUUGUUGGCCAGGUGCCAUGGUACAGGAUCAGUAUGGUUAUAUAACCCCACAAAGUCAACGAGGUAGAUUCGGGCUUCAUAAUUUACCACGAACCCCUUAUUCCAGAACUAUUUUCUCAAAGUCCAAGUCCAAGCUGACUCAAUUACAAGCUGAUACUAGGGGCACAAACAGUUCGCCAUCUCCCUUUCAGCAAACUCCUACUCCCCUAUAUGGACGGACAAGGAGUGAUGCAUUGGAUGAUGGCUAUGGCUCGGUUGGACCUAUUCGGCAUAUACGGAAUAAGUUUGCUUCAGAAGCUCGACACAGAGGAUCUAUUUCCAUAUAUUCUUCUCAAAGAGCUUCUCCACAGGUAGAAAAAUCCAGUGUUUCCAAAGGUUUCUUGCCUGCUAUGGAAAAGAAUAUGGAACUUGGUGGAACAAGUGGUGCUUCAAAGUACCAGUCAGUAGAGCAUAUGGUGCACAGUUCUGAAGAGGUUGCCCCAACUUCUAAUCCUCCAUGCAAUGAGGUUCUUAACAAAAUAAUUGAGCACCUUGAUAGACACAGGCCCACACCUGCAGAAAAAGCAGCUGAGUUGAAGCUAGCCACUGAAUGGAAAAAAUCUUCUCCUUCUGAAGUCACUGGUGUCUUGCCAAAGGAAAAUUCCAGCUUACUACAUCUAGGAGGGAUUGAUUCGCAAAAAAACAUAGAUUUAGUUGACAAGAAACUUUCUGCUGGAGGAAAUGGUGAUAAUGGGAAGUCAAAUUAUGAUGUUAAAUAUCAGGAGAGAAGUAAUAAUGAAGCUACUAAUGCUAUAGAUGGAAGUAUUAAAGCUUCUAGCGCGGUCAUUGGUGAUACUGGUGUGACAGGUGACGCCAAUGCAGAGCCUACGUUAGGUUUCAAAAAUACAUGUGACUCUCGAAUCAUGAGCACAAAUAAGUUCGUCUUUAAGAUUGUCUACCUUGAAAGAAAUCAUGCAUGCUCCAUUAACAAUCAGGCCUUACACUUUGGUAUAUUUGCAUCGCUAGAGAUCUCUGGGGAUGUUCGGGUCCAGGGUGUACUCAGGGCUGAGCCUCCAUUGAAGCAAGUUUUAGACAAUUUGAAGCUGACAAAUUUGAAGGCUUUUGUGGCCACUGAUGAUAGACCGAAGGAGACAAGUCAGCUUUGGAGAUUCCCCAAUCAAGCUAAUGGGCCGGAUAUCACAACCAUAUCCAAUGCUGUGAAGCCACAAUCGCAUCCUUCCGUGACAAAGCCUAAUUUGGCAUCUAUUUCUAUCGAUAAGCCUGACCCACGACGGGGAAUUUCUUCUGAUAAUGGCUUUGGGUUCACUUUUCCUGUUUCUGCAUCUUCUGAUGUACUAUUGGAACCACCAACACCGUCAAUCAUGCCCUUGUUUUCGGCCACUGGUCUUCCUCAGCAGCCCGCACUUCCUUCUUACAGUUUCGGCACCAAGAAGUCUGCCAAACGCGUUGUUUUCUCGUUUCCUUCUUCGAGCAGUGCCUCUGCCCACGAUGAUGCUUCGGAUAUUAAGUUCAGCUUCGGAUCAGACAAGAAGAAUAGGAUAUCUUUCACUUCAAUUGGGAAAGAUGCCAUCUGCUAUUAA